Musa acuminata subsp. malaccensis (wild Malaysian banana) is the source of this 3302-nucleotide messenger RNA. RefSeq lists its product as uncharacterized. The record is from RefSeq and is a predicted model, not a curated record. Lineage: Eukaryota; Viridiplantae; Streptophyta; Magnoliopsida; Zingiberales; Musaceae.
CACACAACAAACAAAAGGGUUUGUGCUCGAGCGUCGUAGUAGUAGACGAAGAAAAAGGAGACGCAGGACGACGACGUAGAGAGAGAAAGAGAAAGGAGAGAUGCCAAGAAAUAGUACGAGCUGCAGAAAGCGAAACCCACCAAAACAGCAAUCCCCUUCUCCCAUGUCUCCUCGAGUGCUGCUGCUGCUCUCCUCUCCCCCUCUCUUGCUCUCCAAAACCCAAAACCCGUCCUCCUCCUCCUUGUCACCAUGAUCAGCGCAGUCGAGGUGUUCGACGCGACCCUCCGACCCAUGCCGUCUCCUUUGGAUCGCUCCAGUUGAAUGCAAAGGGAGUCGGUGACUCUCAUGAAGUCUUCGCUGAUGCCUCGGCGGUGGAAGCGAAGUAGCUGCUGCGGCGUCACUCGAAACUAGUGUUGCUUUUGGGGGGAUUGAAGAGGGAGGAGACUGCUGCUGGUUUCAGGGGGCGUCCGAUGGCGACGGCGAACGCGUUGACGACGACGGCGGUGUCCACCGCGACGAUGGAUGAUUCGGCGGCGGCGGCGGCGACGGCGACGGCAGGGGCGGGGGCGGUUGCGGAGGACGUGGCGGCGAAGGCGGUGCACAAGAGGUACGAGGCGCUGACGACGGUGAGGAGCAAGGCGAUCAAGGGGAAGGGGGCGUGGUACUGGGCGCACCUGGAGCCUGUGAUGGUGCAGAGCGCCGACACGGGCCUCCCCAAGGCCGUCAAGCUACGCUGCGUCCUCUGCGACACCGUCUUCUCCGCCUCCAACCCCUCCCGCACCGCCUCCGAGCACCUCAAGCGCGGCACCUGCCCCAAUUUCGGCUCCCCCUCCUCCUCCUCCGCCGCCACCCUCGCCGCCCUCAAGCCCAUCUCUUCCAUCGCCCCUUGCUCCUCCUCCUCUACCGCUUCCCACCACCACCACCACCACCCGAACAGCCGUAAGCGCUCCUCCACCUCUGUCGGCGCGAACCCUUCGUCCGCCCACUUCCACGCCCCUCGCCUCGCGAUCGCGGACCACUCCCGCUUCUCCUCGUCACCAACUACCCCUGCUGCCGGUGCCAGCGAAGUCGUCUUCUCCACCCCGCCCCCUCUGCCGCUCCCCGCGCCGCAGCCUCAGCUGGUCCUUUCCGGGGGGAGGGAGGACGUCGGCCCGCUCGCGAUGUUGGAGGACAGGGUCAGGAAGCUCAAGAGCCCCAAGGCCUCCCCUGGACCGACUCUCUCCAAGGCCCAGGCUGACUCCGCCCUCUCCCUCCUCUCCGACUGGUUCCAAGAGUCGGCCGGCGCCGGCGCCGUCUCCUUGUCCUCCAUAGAGCAUCCCAAAUUCCGCGCCUUCCUUGGCCAGGUCGGCCUCCCGCCCAUCUCCCGCCGUGACAUCGUCGGCCGUCGCCUCGACGCUCGCUUCGAUGAGGCCCGUGCGGAAGCCGAUGCCCGAACACACGACGCACUCUUCUUCCAGCUAGCGGCCGAUGGCUGGAAGCCCCACGACUCGUCCUCCGGUGGCGACUCGAUCGUGAGUUUAACCGUGAACCUCCCCAACGGCACCACCGUCUUCCACAGGUCCGUGCUUACUCCCGCCCGGUCCCCGUCCCAGUUCGCGGAGGUGGUGCUGUCGCACACCAUUGCGGACAUCUCCGGCGAAGGCGCCACCCGGCGGUGCGUCGGAAUCGUCGCCGACAAGUUCAAGUCCAAGGCCCUCCUAAACCUGGAGAACCAGAACCAGUGGCUGGUGAACCUCUCCUGCCAGCUCCAGGGAUUCCGCAGCCUCAUCAAGGACUUCGCCCGCGAGCUGCCGCUCUUCCAGACCGUCGCGGCCAAGUGUCACAAACUCGCCACCUUCUUCAACACCCACUCCCAGGUCCGAAGCGUUUUCCACAAGUACCAGCUUCAAGAGCUCGACCAUGCAUGCCUCCUCCGAGUCCCGCCCUCGUAUGACCCACUGGUAGGAGGCUGCAGCGCCUCGUCCCUCUUCAUGAUGAUGGAGGACAUCUUGAGCUCUGCUCGGGCUCUGCGGUCGGUCAUCCACCAUGAGUCCUACGAGCUGGCCUGCCACGAUGAUCCUACCGCAAGAGAUUGCGCCGACAUGAUCCACGACACGGGCUUCUGGAACGAAUUGGAGGCAGGCCACUUCCUCGUCAAGCUGUUCGACGAUAUGCUUCAAGAAAUAAAGACAGAGAGGCCACUCGUCGGGCAAUGCCUGCCAAUGUGGGAGGAGCUGAGGUCCAAGGUGAAGAACUGGUGCUCUAAGUAUGGUGUCAAGGAUGGGCCUGUGGAGAAGGUGGUCGAGAAAAAGUUUAAGAAGAACUACCACCCAGCUUGGUCGGCAGCAUUCAUAUUGGAUCCACUGUACUUGGUGAAGGAUGUGAGCGGGAAGUACCUUCCGCCCUUUAAGUGUUUGACGGCUGAUCAGGAGAAGGAUGUGGACAAGCUGAUCACCAGGUUGGUUUCUCGUGAAGAAGCCCACAUUGCUCUGAUGGAGCUGAUGAAGUGGAGGACUGAAGGAUUGGAUCCAUUGUACGCGCAGGCCGUGCAGGUGAAGCAGCAAGACCCAGUGACAGGGAAGCUGAGGAUCGCAAACCCGCAGAGCAGCAGGCUGGUGUGGGAAACAUGCCUGAAUGAGUUCAAAUCCCUUGGCAAAGUGGCUGUGAGGAUAAUCUUCCUGCACGCCACCGCAUGUGGUUUCAAGCACAAUCCAUCCAUACUGCGGUGGGUGUGUGCACGUGAUCGCUCGAGGACCAGCAUCGACCGAAUGCACAAGUUAGUGUUCGUGGCAGCUCAUGCAAAGCUAGAAAGAAGAGAUUUUUCGAGCGAGGAAGAGAAAGAUUCCACAUUGAUGAAUGGGGAAGAUGAUGGUCUAAACGAUACAGCUUUUGCUGAAGCCUCUUCGGUGUGAGAUCUCAUGUCUUUAAUUGCUUCAAUUGUGCCUUUUGUAGAAUUGGAUUAGUAGGAAUUCUCAGGAAUUUUUUCCUUCAAAGUCUAAAUAUUUCAAUUUGCCCAUUGAGAUUUUGGGUGGGUUGGGGGGAGGCGGGUUUGGUGGGGGAGUGUGGGGGCAUGAGAGAGACCUAAUUGACAUGCUAAAACUCCAGCUUUUCCUGCAUGGGCAAUAUGAUUCUUGGGGACAAAUGAGCCUGCAGUAAGAAACUGGGAGUCUUCUUGUUUACAGGAGAGGAUCAAUGCAGAGGUGGGAAACAAGAAGAACCAUGUAACAAUUGCUUCUUUUUUUUUGAGGAAUAAUAUAUGUAUAUGGGGUCGGGCUUUGUUCGCCUUGAGGCGAUUUCUAUCGCUCUUUUUGUUGCUUGAUUCA